AUGGAGGAGCAGAGAGAGAAGACGAUGCUGUUGGGCGCGGACAAGACGUCGGGCAAGGAGCACGGCCUCGGGCUGAUGCACCCCUGGGUCGACUACGCGGUGCACAUCCCCUUCCGGGUGCCCCGCAUCCCGCACUCGGAGGGCGCCACCUUCUGGGACAACUGGCUGCACCACACCGACAGUACGCCGCCAGUCAGCGACCCGGAAGCGUCCAAGUCGUCGCCGGCCGAGCCUGCGCCCACGCCGCCGUUGGCCGUGCGCCUGGGCGCCCUGCUGCUGCUCUUCCUCCUCGUGUUUGGACCCACCCUCAGCUACUCCUCCGUCGGCGCCCUCUACACACAACUCAAGACUGACAUGGGGUUCACAGAUGGGCAGCUCGGGUUUCUGUUCUCGGCCUACGCUCUCCCCAACAUCGUAGCCGUCUUCUUUGCCGGGGUGAUGGUGGACAGCCUGGGCGUCAACUUCUGCUGCCUCCUGUUCGCCGGCUCGCGGGCAACCUCCUGGCCCUGGGCCAAACCUACGCCUUCCUCCUCGCCGGCCGCCUCCUCUACGGCCUCGGCACCGAAUGCGUAUCAGGACGCGCUGCUGGCGCGAUGGUACUCGCACGACACGAAGGUGACCCUGUCCAUGGCGCUCGCCGUCUGUAUGCUCUCCUUCCGGUUGAGCUCCUUCGUCUCCAUGUUCGCCGUGCCGGAGAUCUACGCCCACUGGGGCUUCUUCGCGGUGCUCGCGGCCACGGCGGUGCUGGUCGGCGUCUCGUUCGCGGCCGCUGUCGGGCUCGUGGCGGUCGACAAGCGGUACGACGCCUACCUCCAGCCGGCCAGCGCCGACGGCGAGGAGUUCAGCUGGGCCAGCAUUCUCCACCUGCCGGCCCUCUUCUGGGCACUGGUGCUCACCACCUUCGGCACCUACGGCGCCGUGCUCCCCUUCAUCUCCUUCUCCAGCGAAUUCCUCCAACAGAAAUGGGGCAUGGCUGAUGUGGAGGCGUCGCGGGUGACGGCGAGCCUCUACUUGGCGGCCGCCCUGGUAAUGGUGCCCCUCGGCUUCAUCAUCGAUCGCUACGGUCACCGCGUGACGCUGACGUUCGUGGCGACGGUGCUGCCGGUGGUGGCCUACAGCCUGCUCCUCUUCACGUCGCUGACGCCGUUCGCCGGGUGCCUGCUGCUGGGCGUCACCCACGGCCUUCUCCCCGCCGCCGUGUUCCCGUCGAUCGCGCUCAUCGUGCCGCCCAAGCUGGUGGGCUCCGCCUACGGGCUCCUCACCUCGGCCCUCAACGCCGCCCUCUUCCUCUCGCCCUUCCUGCUGGGCCUCGUGCCCGACUUCAUCGCCGACGCGUCCCAAGCCAGCCACCUCGAGGGGGUGACGGUGGUCUCGCAGAUGCGUGUGGAGGUGCUGGUGGCCUUUGCGCUGGUGGGCUGCUGCGGGUCGGUGGUGGCGUGGCUGAUCGACGCCCGCACGGGCCACGUGCUCGAGCGCACCUGCGUGCUCAAGCUCGGCGCCAAGGUCAGCGACAACCUGCUCCGCCAGAGCCAACAGCUGUUCGAAGACGACCAGCCACCAAAGCCCCUUCGAUGA
Acanthamoeba castellanii str. Neff is the source of this 1575-nucleotide messenger RNA. RefSeq names its product transporter, major facilitator subfamily protein. The coding region runs from base 1 to 1575 and encodes 524 amino acids. Gene Ontology annotation, molecular function: transmembrane transporter activity. The record is from RefSeq and is a predicted model, not a curated record. Gene Ontology annotation, biological process: transmembrane transport. The transcript has 7 exons. Lineage: Eukaryota; Discosea; Longamoebia; Acanthamoebidae.